AGGAAGAUGAUUUGAUUGCUACAGUGGAGGAAAGCUCGUUUGUUCAACGGCGGUAUGCGAAGUAUUUCGACAUGGUUAUUGUAAAUGAGAACUUUGACAGUACCUUUCAACAAGUGGUAAAAGUACUAGACCAAAUGAGCCAUGAAGAGCAGUGGGUACCGGUCGAUUGGAUAUAUUAAAAUCCAUUAGCUAUUUACUUUUUAAACAUUUUCCCUCUAAUAAAAUUGCAAUUGCAUACAAGCUAUUCAUUGGCUAAACUAUUUUAAA
Molecule: messenger RNA, 267 nt
Organism: Rhagoletis pomonella (apple maggot)
Lineage: Eukaryota; Metazoa; Arthropoda; Insecta; Diptera; Tephritidae
Product: MAGUK p55 subfamily member 6-like
Cellular component (GO): cell-cell junction; plasma membrane
Source: RefSeq, a predicted model, not a curated record